Messenger RNA from Pestalotiopsis fici W106-1, 327 nucleotides. RefSeq lists its product as uncharacterized. Gene Ontology annotation, cellular component: membrane. The transcript has 3 exons. The record is from RefSeq and is a predicted model, not a curated record. The coding region runs from base 1 to 327 and encodes 108 amino acids. Lineage: Eukaryota; Fungi; Ascomycota; Sordariomycetes; Amphisphaeriales; Sporocadaceae.
AUGGCUGAACACCCUUCCUUCACAUUGGCCGGCCUCUUGGCUGUUGGUGGCACUAUGGGUUGGGCGAGAACUCGUUCAACACCCUCCCUCGUCGCGGGAGUCGGUCUCGGUGCAUCAUACGCGGUUGCCGGUUACUUGAUCAAGGAGAACAAGGACUAUGGUACUGAGCUGGCCCUUGGCAACAGUAUCGCCCUGCUUGGUUCUGCCGUUCCUCGCAUCAUCAAGACCGGAGGACGGGCCCCAGUACCAAUUGCCUUGGGUGCCACCGGCGCUCUCGCGACUUGGUACUACCAAAAGAAGGUCAGGGAGUUCCGAUUCGGAGUUUAG